Molecule: messenger RNA, 2170 nt
Organism: Eutrema salsugineum
Lineage: Eukaryota; Viridiplantae; Streptophyta; Magnoliopsida; Brassicales; Brassicaceae
Exons: 7
Coding region: 183-1946 (587 amino acids)
Molecular function (GO): DNA binding
Source: RefSeq, a predicted model, not a curated record
UGAAGUUUGCUAUUGUGUGGCUUAUCCUUCUCUGUCUGAAAAUUCCCGCAAAAACCUUUGCCCUCUCUAUUCAGCAGAGCAACAGAUAUCUCUUUAUAACGCAUUGUUAGUCUUACAAAACAUUCUGGUUGUUGUGUCGCAAAGAAAGAGGGUUUCGAGUUCUUGGGCUGAAUGAGCUCCCAAUGCCUUCUUUAGGUACCUUUUCUGAUAUUGCUGCUAUUCAACCUUCCUUGCAAGCUCAUCUUGUUCCAUUGGGGGCUCAGAGUAUUAUCCAUGCUAAAAACCUACCCAAUCCAUGGAAAAAAUCCAGUUUCUCGAAGAAUUUGAAAUUUUACACUGGUCAUCUUCAUGUACGAAGAGGCAAAGUCCUUAUUACCGCAGUGGCCACUCUUGAAACCAAAUAUCCUGCUCAGAAAGAAAACAAGCAAAGCUAUUCCUUGUCUUCUGCCUCUUCAAAACCAUCUGAGGAUCGCAAUGGAAGUUCUGAAGAUGGCGAAGCGUUGGAACAAGUGGAUGACAGAGAAAAGUUGAGAAGGAUGAGGAUUUCCAAGGCAAAUAGAGGGAACACUCCAUGGAACAAAGGCAGGAAGCAUAGUCCGGAGACCCUACAAAAGAUUAGAGAAAGGACAAAGAUUGCAAUGCAAGACCCAAAGAUCAAGAUGAAAUUAGCGAAUCUCGGGCACGCACAAAACAAGGAGACACGGUUGAAAAUUGGGGAGGGAGUGCGGAUGCGAUGGGCAAGGCGGAAGGAGAGGAGAAAAGUGCAGGAGACAUGUCACUUCGAGUGGCAAAACUUGUUAGCGGAAGCUGCUAAAGAAGGAUAUACUGACGAAGAAGAGCUUCAAUGGAACUCUUACAACAUCUUGGAUCAACAGAAUCAACUGGAAUGGCUGGAAAGCGUAGAGCAGAGGAAAGCCGCUAGAGGAGUUAAAAGUAACCGAAGGGCGCCAAAAUCUCCAGAACAAAGAAGGAAAAUCGCAGAAGCAAUAGCUGCUAAAUGGGCUGAUCCAUCUUACCGUGAAAGAGUUUGCUCUGGCUUGGCAAAAUAUCACGGUAUACCUGCUGGUGUAGAGAGGCGUCGAAGAAGACCAAGUGGCGAUGCAGAGCCAAGAAAGAAGAGCCCUACAAAGAAAAGCUCAAGGGAUUCAGAGACUGAAAGGCAAAGCCAAGUUCAAGUAGUGAAAGUACGGAAGCGCAAAACACCUGUGUAUAAAGAUCCUUUGGCAAACUCGAAACUGGAAAUGAUAAAAAGCAUCAGAGCAAAACGAGUGGCGGAAGAAUCUAAGAAGAUGGAUGCUGUGGAACGAGCAAGGCUUUUGAUAUCAGAGGCUGAGAAAGCUGCCAAAGUCCUUGAGAUUGCUGCUAUGAAAAGCCCUGUGGCUCAAGCAUCUUUGCUAGAGAGUAAAAAGCUCAUAGCUGAAGCAACACAGCUGAUUGAGUCGAUAGAGAUGAGGCAGAUGACUUCAGAUGAAGAUGGGACUUACCCGUAUCUUCUCUCGCCUCAGCCUAAUAAUAGUCUUCUGGAGCUAGACAGUGAAUCCAAGACCAAAGAUAGAAACGAUCAAGAACUGCUAGAGGAGGUUAACGGAACACACACAUUCCCAAUCAACGGAGAGAGUCUUCACUUGAACAUGAGAUCUAGCGAUUUGCCGACAUUCAACAUAGAAGGUACCACAAAUCAGCAUGUUUCUGAUAAGCAACCAAAUACGUCCCAGGGAGAUGGAGAAGAUAUCAAACUGGGGAUGAUUCCGCAACCAAACGGAACCAGAGUCCAUCCACCACCAGAAUCUAAUGGAGCUAUCAAACUUAUUGAGAACCAUCCUCCUCUUUUGAAUGGUUCCAAAGUUUACCACGGAACAGAAGAAAAGGCUGCGUCUUUGGAAUCAGGAAGUGUAACUAAGAAGUGGGUUCGUGGAAGGCUCGUCGAAGUCACAGAAGCAGCCUAACUACUUGUAUCAACUGGAUGAGGUAAUGAUGUUGUAGCGAUAUAGCAGAGAAAAAGUCAUAUUGUUCAAUUAGUGAUUCAAAAGUUUUGGCUUAGAUAUUAUUCCUCUCAUGCUUGAGAGAAGCAGUUUCCAGUUUGUGAUUUGCCAAAUUGUAUCUACAAACUCAACUGUAUGUCAAGAGUUUCAGGUUAGUAGCCAUCCUCCAUAGCUUUUCGAUUAUUAAA